GACGUGGCAUAGAGGCCGGAGAUGACAUAGUUGAACAUCACCGCAGCUAGCCUGCUACGUCUUGCUAUUCAAGUAUAGCCUACUGUAAGUAACGAUAGGUUUGCAGAAUAGGUGAGCGACACGAACGACCAAGACCGUCUGCUCUAAAACAUGAAUCUCCUCAACGUUCUGCAAUCAGAGGAAAUGAUGUGGUUCUUCAUGUUCGUCAGCUUCCUUAACUGUGUGUCCGCCUAUGAUGUAGAUCUGAAGAAACUGGAUGGUCUCGCAAAAGCGAAGGUGGAGUCUUGCGGUGGAUGACAGCUGAACAGGCUGAGAGAGGUCAAAGCCUUUGUGACCCAGGACAUUCCUCUUUACCAUAACCUGGUAAUGAAGCACAUCCCUGGGGCUGACCCCGAGCUUGUCCUCCUCAACCACUACUACGAAGAGCUGGACCGGAUUGCCCUGUCUGACAUGACCCGCUCUGAGAUCAACGAGCUGCUGGAGAAGUUGGGCUUCUACAAGAAGGCUCAGCCUGAGGACCAGGUCCCAGAGGAGUUCCGCUUCUCCCCCGCCAAGGACAGCCCCUUCAAAGCAACUCCCUCCUCUUCUUCAGCCCCCGCAGACAACGCUUCCUCAGAUUCUGACGCAGAGGCCAAGCACUCUGACCUGUAAUCCUCACAGCAGUAAAGAGUCUGCAGUCUGUGUGGACCUGGACAGACAGGGUUACUCUCCUCCAGUGCUGGUCCAUGACCAGUUUAUUUCUGUAGCUUAAACAAUUUUUGGGGAUCAGAACACAGGACAAGCAGAUCCUGGUUCAGCACUUGGGGUAACUGUCUCUCUAACAUCAGAAAAGGUUACACAAUUUUUAUCUUCCGUUUGUCCAUUUAUUUCAGAUGAUGUGUAUGAUUUACCACUAGGUGUCAAGUGUCUUAAUGAGUCUCUCCUCUGAUAAUCUCUCUCGUGUGUCUAAUGACUUCCUGUCCUCUGUGGAACUGAAUGACGUCCCUGGCUGUAAAAUCUCCUGAUUGGCUUGGGGCCGAUGCAACGUGUCCUGGUGGGUAGGGCUUAGGCACACAAGGGGAUUCAAGUGAUGGGAUGACAAUUGUAAAACAAUAAAAAGUUUAACUUUCAA
Salvelinus sp. IW2-2015 is the source of this 1111-nucleotide messenger RNA. RefSeq names its product selenoprotein M (gene selenom). Gene Ontology annotation, molecular function: oxidoreductase activity. Gene Ontology annotation, cellular component: endoplasmic reticulum lumen. NCBI's taxonomy places the organism in Eukaryota, Metazoa, Chordata, Actinopteri, Salmoniformes, Salmonidae. The transcript has 5 exons. The record is from RefSeq and is a predicted model, not a curated record.